GCGACCGGCCCAUGUGCCGCCGUAUUCCCAAAUUCAUACUUUGACGAACAUGUCCACCGAACACGUCGACCAAACCGAGAAGGCUUUCCAAAAGCAAGACGGUGUCUUCCUCGCCUCGAAGAAGUUCGCUGGCAAGAAGUCGGGCCCUCGUUUCUACAAGUCGAUUGGGUUGGGCUUCAAGACCCCCAAGACCGCCAUCGAAGGCGGGUACGUGGACAAGAAGUGCCCUUUCACCGGCAACGUCUCGAUCCGUGGCCGUAUCUUGAAGGGUGUGGUCUUGUCCAACAAGAUGAAGCGCACCAUCAUCGUUCGCCGUGAUUAUUUGCACUACAUCAAGAAGUACAAGCGUUUCGAAAAGCGCCACAAGAACGUGGCUGCCCACGUCUCGCCUGCUUUCCGUGUCAAGGAAGGUGACGUCGUGACGAUCGGUCAAUGCCGUCCUUUGGCCAAGACCGUCCGCUUCAACGUGUUGGAAGUCGAAGCCGCUUCGGAAACCAAGCCCAUCAACGUGCGCAAGCAAUUCCGUCAAUUUUAAAUUGAGGACUCGCCUCAACCAAAACAUGAAUUUGGGUUGUACGAUC
This is a messenger RNA of Aphanomyces invadans, 581 nucleotides long. RefSeq names its product archaeal ribosomal protein S17P. The record is from RefSeq and is a predicted model, not a curated record. Gene Ontology annotation, molecular function: structural constituent of ribosome. Gene Ontology annotation, cellular component: ribosome; cytosolic small ribosomal subunit. The transcript has 2 exons. Gene Ontology annotation, biological process: translation. Lineage: Eukaryota; Oomycota; Saprolegniomycetes; Saprolegniales; Verrucalvaceae. Bases 50 to 535 code for a protein of 161 amino acids.